UCAACAUGCUGCGUCUGAACAGGCCAAUCAGAUCGCUUGACGUCACCAUCAACAGGCCAAUCAGAUCGCCUAACGUCCCCAUCAACAGGCCAAUCAGAUCGCUUGACGUCACCAUCAACAGGCUAAUCAGAUCGUGGUGCCACGGGUAUUUGAAAACAGAAAUGGCUGAAGCGCGAGCGGUCCUGCAGUGCUGUGAUCCGGUUCUCUUGGGUUCCUGCAGAGACUCAGAACCGCCUGAAGCAGCUAGGAUGGUUCUCCACCUGACGGACAGCAGACGGGUCCAGAAGGUUCUGGGUCGUCAGCUGUUUGUUCUGGACUCCAUGAUGUCGCUGCUGGAGGGGCUGGAGUCUGCCCAGCAACUGAUGACACAACCCUGCCCCCCCCAGCCUGGGGGCGGGGCGCGCAGCAGGUGGAAGUCUCUGAAAGGAGACAGCAGGUCGAGGACAGAGGAGAUGGAGACUCUGCUCAGAUCGUUGCAGGACAAAGUCCAACAAAUACACAACAAAAGACACACACUCACACAGCUGAUCCAACAGCUGGAGAGCAAGAAGCAGCAGUAUGAAAUGCUGGAGGAGUCUCUGCAGAAGGCCCAGAAUGCGUUGCAGUUAUGCGACCAUCAGCUAAACCAGCUGAGGGCGGAGUCAGAGGCUGCGCUCUGUCAGCUGAUCAGCUGUCAGCAAAUCAGAGAUGAGCUGCAGGUGUACGUCUCUUCCUUACAGGACGUCAUGCAGAUCAACCUGCUGUCAUUCAGCCAAUCAGAGCUGUGUCUGGAGCUCAGGCCACGCCCCUCUAUAGAUAUGUUGUCUAAUGAGCCGGAACUACUGAAGUUGUCGGUCACCUGGAGCCACGGCGACCGCUUCACACUGCAGGUGAGGAAGGGCCCUGCUGGUUUGGUGGAGGACGGCCUGUCGGGCCGGCGGUCUGAACUGAGCGCUGCCUUGCUGGAGGUGAUGCAGCGUUACCUGGGUCAGUUCCAGCUGCUUUCUGAGAUCCAGAGACUGAGAUAUAGCUUCGCCAUCGACUGGCGUCCGGCUCAGCGGCGCCUCGUCUUCCUGAAGUCGGCUCUGCUGGUCUUCACCCUGCAGGUGGAGGACGGUUACCCGAGCGCCGGCCCAGCCCGGCUGCUGUCGGCGCUCAGAGAUGGACGACCUCUGGACACAUCUGGGCUGAAGCCUCUCAGAUCUGAUCCCAGUCUCACUGACUGGUUGGUGUUCCUCAGCAGCAGCCCUCUGGAGUGAAAGACUGCCCCUCUGGAGUGAAAGACUGCCCCUCUGGAGUGAAAGACUGCCCCUCUGGUGUGACAGACUGCCCCUCUGGUGUGACAGACUGCCCUCUGGUGUGACAGACUGCUCCUCUGUGACAGACUGCCCCUCUGGUGUGAUAGACUGCUCCUCUGGUGUGACAGACUGCCCCUCUGGUGUGACAGACUGCCCCUCUGGUGUGACAGACUGCCCCUCUGGUGUGACAGACUGCCCCUCUGGAGUGAAAGACUGCCCCUCUGGUGUGACAGACUGCCCCUCUGGUGUGACAGACUGCUCCUCUGUGACAGACUGCCCCUCUGGUGUGACAGACUGCUCCUCUGUGACAGACUGCCCCUCUGCUGUGACAGACUGCUCCUCUGUGACAGACUGCCCCUCUGGUGUGAUAGACUGCCCCUCUGGUGUGACAGACUGCCCCUCUGGUGUGACAGACUGCUCCUCUGUGACAGACUGCCCCUCUGGUGUGACAGGCUGCCCCUCUGGUGUGAUAGACUGCCCCUCUGGUGUGACAGACUGCUCCUCUGUGACAGACUACCCCUCUGGUGUGACAGGCUGCCCCUCUGGUGUGACAGACUGCUCCUCUGUGACAGACUGCCCCUCUGGUGUGACAGACUGCCUCUCUGGUGUGACAGACUGCUCCUCUGUGACAGACUGCCCCUCUGGUGUGAUAGACUGCCCCUCUGGUGUGACAGACUGCUCCUCUGUGACAGACUGCUCCUCUGUGACAGACUGCUCCUCUGGUGUGAGAGACUGCCCCUCUGGUGUGAUAGACUGCCCCUCUGGUGUGACAGACUGCUCCUCUGUGACAGACUGCCCCUCUGUGACAGACUGCUCCUCUGUGACAGACUGCUCCUCUGUGACAGACUGCCCCUCUGUGACAGACUGCUCCUCUGUGACAGACUGCCCCUCUGGUGUGACAGACUGCUCCUCUGGUGUGACAGACUGCUCCUCUGGAGUGACAGACUGCCCCUCUGGUGUGAGAGACUGCCCCUCUGGUGUGAUAGACUUCCCCUCUGGUGUGACAGACUGCCCCUCUGGUGUGACAGACUUCCCCUCUGGAGUGACAGACUUCCCCUCUGGUGUGACAGACUGCUCCUCUGUGACAGACUGCCCCUCUGUGACAGACUGCUCCUCUGUGACAGACUGCCCCUCUGGUGUGAUAGACUGCCCCUCUGGUGUGAUAGACUUCCCCUCUGGUGUGACAGACUUCCCCUCUGGUGUGACAGACUUCCCCUCUGGAGUGACAGACUUCCCCUCUGGUGUGACAGACUGCUCCUCUGUGACAGACUGCCCCUCUGUGACAGACUGCUCCUCUGUGACAGACUGCUCCUCUGUGAUAGACUCCCCCUCUGGAGUAACAGACUUCCCCUCUGGUGUGACAGACUGCUCCUCUGUGACAGACUGCCCCUCUGUGACAGACUGCUCCUCUGUGACAGACUGCUCCUCUGUGAUAGACUCCCCCUCUGGAGUGACAGACUCCCCCUCUGGUGUGACAGACUCCCCCUCUGGUGUGACAGACUGCCCCUCUGGUGUGACAGACUGCUCCUCUUCUCAUUUUCUCAUCACGUGAACUUUUUGUUUUUACAAAAUAAAUGUUUUACACCUAGAAA
Messenger RNA from Cyclopterus lumpus (lumpfish), 2869 nucleotides. RefSeq lists its product as uncharacterized. The transcript has 9 exons. Gene Ontology annotation, biological process: establishment of localization in cell; mitotic sister chromatid segregation; mitotic cell cycle checkpoint signaling. The record is from RefSeq and is a predicted model, not a curated record. The coding region runs from base 6 to 1238 and encodes 410 amino acids. Gene Ontology annotation, cellular component: kinetochore; cytosol; nuclear body. NCBI's taxonomy places the organism in Eukaryota, Metazoa, Chordata, Actinopteri, Perciformes, Cyclopteridae.